GACAGGACCGGAAGUAUGUGUCACAAUAUUUAGUUAUCCCCAUGGAAACACUUGCUGAAGGUUCCGUCCAAAAAUAAUAAUGGCGACCUGUCAGUGCGGCACACGUAACGCAAGCUAAAAGAUAAGGAAGCAUUAAUACCGGUCAUAGUCCUCGGCGAUGUGAUCGAGGGUACGUUUGUUUUGAACCAUCUCUUGAGUGAAGUGCCCUCAUCCAAAGACAUGGCAGAGCAAGACACAGAUCAACACCACACAGCAGUUUUGAAUAAUCCUAUUCAUGAAGUGCCAUCAUCCAAAGACAUGGCAGAGCAGGACACAGAUCAACACCACACAGCAGAGGAAGAACCAGAGUCCACAAAGAUGGAUCAGGUCUCGCCUUCUGAGAACAAACGGGAGACUGUUAUUGAUCCAAAUGUAAAGCAGCAACUUGCAGAAGCUUCAUCAUCUGCAUCCACAAACGAAGAAUCUAACAAUGACGCCAGUGACCAAUUGGAGAAGCCUGACUUUAAAAACGGUGAUCCAACUGAAGAGAGCAUGAAGCCUCCGACAGAAGGAUCUUCACCUCAAGAUGAGGACACGACGGCGAAUGUGAAGAGCAGCACCCCACUUCAGCCUGAUGAAGGAAGUCAUGGUGAUUACAAGACGGAGACACCAAGAAAGGAGCAACAGACCGUGAAAGCUGAGGAGAUUUCUGGAGACGCUGGGGAGAAGAUAGAACAGGAAAAAAACACCCAACCAACCCUGGAUGAUGGAGAGGAUGACCAAGUAGAUGGACCUGAUGAAGGAACCCCAGACACUAUCAACACAAACACUGAAGCUGAGGAUGCUCCUAAGGAAGAAAAGGAUUAUCAGGAGUCAACUCUCCCAGUGAUACAGGAAGAUCUGGAAACCAUUGGUCCCAUCAUUCAGGAGGCUGAGGAUGCUGAACCUGAAGCUCCAGUGGUUAUUAGCAAUCUUGGAGGAAAAAGAAUGUACCUGAUGGCAGUUGUAUUGGGGGUAGUUUUUGCCAUCCUGCUGUCGCAUCUUCAGCCCGAGCCUCAACCUCAGAAAGACGAUGUGCGACAAAUAGACAUCUUCCUCAGGCAGUUGGAAAAAGUAAAGACUCGGUUCCCUCACCAGCGCACUGAGCUCUGGAGCAGGAGCAAGAUCCACCUGCUGAGACACCUCCAGACGGCCCAGCCCACAGAGCCAGUCAGUCUGAUCCUGACUGCAGGACACAGAGCUGAGAGGACACUGCACUGCCUGGCUCAGAGCCUGGCCACCGCCUUCUCUUCUUCCCUCAACGCCUCCGUCCUCCACAUCGAUGGAGCCAGCAAAGCCAGCCAGGACAGCGACCAGGUCAAACUGGACAUCGACAGCAAGCUGCAGGGAGCUUUUGAAGGAGACAAACCUGUGGCUGUCAUUGACCGAUUCGAGGAGCUCCCUCCAGGCUCCACCCUUAUUUUUUAUCGCUACUGCGACCACGAGAACGCUGCCUACAAGAAGACUUGUCUGAUCUUCACGGUGCUGCUGGGGGAAGAAGAAGAGAUUCCUGCCGAGACUCGUUUGAGCACUGUGGAGGAGAUGGUGGACGACCAUCUCCAGAAGAAGUUCCUCUCUGAGGGCCAUCCAGUAUCUUUUGACAGGAUGGACCUUGACAAGUACGGAGGACUGUGGAGUCGUAUUUCUCACCUCAUCUUGCCUGUGGCAGCAGAGGACAGAGUAGAACAUGAAGGGUGCUAGGGGAUAUAAAUAUUCACUCUUGCACUUCAAGUCAAAGCACUGAGCUACCGUCUAUCUUUCAGAUUUCUCACUGGGUGACUUUCGGCAUUCUGAGGCUAGUAGCAGCGGUUUUAAAGACCCAAAGGUUUCUUACAUAUAAUAUAUGAAGCUCACUAUUAUGAAGGCAUAAAUAACAAAUGAGACUCUUAAUAUUAAGAAGAUUAUACUAAGGGAUGUUUGUAAAAAAAAAAAUCUGUGGAUGUUCAUUGAGGAAAAUGUUUGACACACAGGCUGCAGGGUUUUAUUGUUGACUUUGAUCAAAUGUUAUCGAUAAAUUGCAAGAUGAUUCAACUGGUAGCUUUGGGGGUUUUACAUUACAAAGAGUAAUAAGACAACAAUUUGUUUAGUAACACAGCACAGGGUUUAUUGUUUGUAAGUCAAAUGUCUUUUUCAUUGAUUCUCAGACCUACAUGGCACCAUGUGCCUUAACUGAGCUUCCUAUGUUCCUUUUUAUAUAUGUAUCACACUACAGGACGGAGUCUGAUGGACGUAAGUGCAUAAAUUAAAUGUGCCUUAAAGUGCAAAUAAACAGGUGAUUUCAAA
Messenger RNA from Centropristis striata (black sea bass), 2301 nucleotides. RefSeq names its product torsin-1A-interacting protein 2-like. Gene Ontology annotation, cellular component: membrane. The transcript has 9 exons. The record is from RefSeq and is a predicted model, not a curated record. Gene Ontology annotation, molecular function: ATPase activator activity. Gene Ontology annotation, biological process: membrane organization. NCBI's taxonomy places the organism in Eukaryota, Metazoa, Chordata, Actinopteri, Perciformes, Serranidae. Bases 220 to 1719 code for a protein of 499 amino acids.